AUGUCUGGAAGAGACAAAGGAGGCAAAGGACUGGGAAAAGGUGGAGCGAAGCGACACUGCAAAGUGCUCUGUGAUAAUAUCCAGGGUAUCACAAAACCAGCCAUCCGGCGCCUGGCUCGCCGUGGCGGGGUCAAAUGCAUCUCGGGCUUGAUCUAUGAGGAGACCCGGAGGAUGCUGAAGGUUUUGCAGGAGAAUGUAAUCAGGAAUGCGGUCACCUACACAGAGCACGGCAAGUGCAAGACGGUAACCACUAUGGAUGUGUAUACUAUGAAGCGCCAGAACCGCACCAUCUAUGGAUUCGGUGGCUGA
Molecule: messenger RNA, 309 nt
Organism: Hemiscyllium ocellatum (epaulette shark)
Lineage: Eukaryota; Metazoa; Chordata; Chondrichthyes; Orectolobiformes; Hemiscylliidae
Product: histone H4-like
Exons: 1
Coding region: 1-309 (102 amino acids)
Biological process (GO): nucleosome assembly
Cellular component (GO): nucleosome
Molecular function (GO): protein heterodimerization activity; structural constituent of chromatin; DNA binding
Source: RefSeq, a predicted model, not a curated record